Daphnia carinata is the source of this 439-nucleotide messenger RNA. Its product is annotated as larval cuticle protein 1-like. Gene Ontology annotation, cellular component: chitin-based extracellular matrix. The transcript is spliced from 3 exons. The record is from RefSeq and is a predicted model, not a curated record. Gene Ontology annotation, molecular function: structural constituent of chitin-based larval cuticle. NCBI's taxonomy places the organism in Eukaryota, Metazoa, Arthropoda, Branchiopoda, Diplostraca, Daphniidae. Bases 46 to 426 code for a protein of 126 amino acids.
CUCAACAGUCUCCAAACAAGGAUCCAAACAACCAAACUUACCAGAAUGAAAUUCAUUAUCGCUCUCGCUUUCUUGGCCCUGGCUUUGGCUGCACCACAAGGUGACAAGAAACCCAUUGAAAUUAUUUCAUCCAACAGCGAAAUGAACGCUGAUGGCAGCUACUCUUUCAAUUUCGAGAGCGCCGAUGGCACAAAAGUGUCAGAGAGCGGCAACCAGAAGAAAGUCGGACCCAAAGAUGAAGAUAUUGGAACUGUUUCCAAAGGAUCUUACUCUUACAUUUCGCCUGAAGGUAUUACCAUCACCGUCAACUGGGUUGCCGAUGAGAACGGUUUCCAGGCCACCGGUGAUCAUUUGCCCACUCCUCCCCCGAUGCCCGAGCACGUCGUCAAACUCCUCGCCGAUUUGAAGGCCGCUGGUGUUCUGUAAACCCGCGCAUAUA